AUGCAAAUUCUAAAGGGAAUCCAGGUGCUUGUCGCUCUUCUAUGCGCAGGCGACCUUGUCAGUGCACGUCCGCAUCAACAACAGCAACAAGGACCCCUCAUGAGGAAAGAAUGGCGCACCCUCACCAAACAUGAAAAGUCGUCCUACAUCUGCGCCGUGCAGUGCCUCCUGCGCAAGCCGGCCCUCACCCCGCCCUUCCCCAACACGGGCGUGCUCAGCCGCUACGAUGACCUGAUCUACACGCACAUCCAGCAGACCUUCGACAUCCACUACACGGGCCACUUCCUCGCCUGGCACCGCUACUACGUGGCCGUGUACGAGCGCAUGCUGCGCAACGAGUGCGGCUACGGGGGCGCCCAGCCCUACUGGGACUGGACGCUGGACACGCCCGCGGGCCAGUGGGCGUCGUCGCCCGUCUUCGAUCCCGUCACGGGCUUCGGCGGGAACGGCGCGCUCGUGGCGGCCGACCCGGCCAACCCGAUGGAGGUGCCCGGCCGCACCGGCGGCGGCUGCGUCCAGGACGGGCCGUUCGCCGGCAUCCCGGACAUGGUGCAUCUCGGCCCCAUGGACUCGGUCACCUACAACCCGCAGUGUCUGAAGCGGGAUUUUAGCCCGUACUUUGCGGGGCGGUACUUGGCUAUGAACCAGACGCAGCUGACGCUGGCUGCGCCGGAUUUUGGGGCGUUUGAUAAGGUGGUGGAGGGCGGGCCGAGCUUUGAGGCCUCGGGUGUUCACGGGGGCGGCCAUUACGGUGUGGGAGGGACAUAUGGGCAAAUUGGUGACCUCUACACGUCCCCUGCUGAUCCCAUCUUUUACCUCCACCACGCCAACCUUGACCGCGUUUGGUGGUCGUGGCAGAAGCUGAACCUCGAGACCCGGUUGACCGACAUCUCUGGUCCCAUCUUUUUGAUGGAUUACGAUAAUCUCAAGGGCGGUAAUGUGACACUGGAGUUCCCGCUGUCUGUUGGUGUCAGUGCCAGCAACGUGACCGUUGGCGACGUCAUGAACAUUGUGGCGUGCGGCCAGAAUGGUGUGUUGUGCUAUGAGUAUGACCAGGUCUACACAUUGCAGAGUUAA
Chaetomium globosum CBS 148.51 is the source of this 1077-nucleotide messenger RNA. RefSeq lists its product as uncharacterized. The record is from RefSeq and is a predicted model, not a curated record. Gene Ontology annotation, molecular function: oxidoreductase activity. The coding region runs from base 1 to 1077 and encodes 358 amino acids. Lineage: Eukaryota; Fungi; Ascomycota; Sordariomycetes; Sordariales; Chaetomiaceae. The transcript is spliced from 3 exons.